GGCGCGGGCCGCGGCGCCAUGACGUCACGCCCGCGCGGGCGGCCGGCGUGCGUCGGGCGCGGCCAUGACGUCAUGCCCGCGGAGCCCCCCCCUCCCCGCGCGCCGGCGCCGUGACGUCACGCCUGCGGAGCUGCGGCCCGGGCCGGGCGGGCGGCGGCAUGGCGGAGAGCGAGGCCGAGACCCCCAGCACCCCGGGGGAAUUCGAGAGCAAGUACUUCGAGUUCCACGGCGUGCGGCUGCCGCCCUUCUGCCGCGGGAAGAUGGAGGAGAUCGCCAACUUCCCAGUGCGGCCCAGCGACGUGUGGAUCGUCACCUAUCCCAAGUCCGGCACAAGCCUACUGCAGGAGGUGGUCUACCUGGUGAGCCAGGGAGCCGACCCAGAUGAGAUCGGCCUGAUGAACAUUGAUGAGCAGCUACCGGUGCUGGAGUACCCGCAGCCAGGCCUGGACAUCAUCAAGGAACUGACGUCCCCCCGCCUCAUCAAGAGCCACCUCCCCUACCGCUUCUUGCCCUCUGACCUCCACAAUGGGGACUCCAAGGUCAUCUACAUGGCUCGUAACCCCAAGGACCUGGUAGUGUCGUACUACCAGUUCCACCGCUCUCUGAGGACCAUGAGCUACCGCGGCACCUUCCAGGAGUUCUGCCGGAGGUUUAUGAAUGACAAGUUGGGCUAUGGCUCCUGGUUCGAGCACGUGCAGGAGUUCUGGGAGCACCGCAUGGAUGCAAACGUGCUUUUCCUCAAGUACGAAGACAUGCACCGGGACCUGGUGACCAUGGUGGAGCAGCUGGCCAGAUUUCUGGGUGUGUCCUGCGACAAGGCCCAGCUGGAGUCCCUGAUUGAGCACUGCCACCAGCUGGUGGACCAGUGCUGCAAUGCUGAGGCCCUGCCUGUGGGUCGGGGUAGAGUGGGACUGUGGAAGGACAUCUUCACCGUCUCCAUGAACGAGAAGUUUGACCUUGUGUAUAAACAGAAGAUGGGGAAGUGCGACCUCAUGUUUGACUUUUAUUUAUAAUAACAGAAACGGCGAACUUGCAUGCUCACAAUACCCAGACGCUCUCCUAGCUCCGAGUCCCGUAUGCAUUCAUUUACUCCUUGCUGGACACACUCUGAAAGCAGCGUGUAAGCGACAGGGGAAGAGCCUGGUGGAAGGAGCGACCCGAGAGUGUGAUGAUUCCCGUCCAAAGCGGCGUCUUGCCUUUAGCGUUUGAAGCCUCAUGUGUCUGAUGAAAUCACAGUUCUGGUGGCCUGCACCCUAGUGUGACGUCUGUACCACAGGCAGCUGGAACGUCUGCCCCACAUACCCUAUGUCACUUACUGUAUUUUAUAGAGCUUUUCACUGGAAAUCUAAUAAAUGUCAGUAAACCAAAUACAAGUUCAUUUUGGAGGGGGAGCA
Molecule: messenger RNA, 1394 nt
Organism: Castor canadensis (American beaver)
Lineage: Eukaryota; Metazoa; Chordata; Mammalia; Rodentia; Castoridae
Source: RefSeq, a predicted model, not a curated record